Lachnellula hyalina is the source of this 1491-nucleotide messenger RNA. RefSeq lists its product as uncharacterized. NCBI's taxonomy places the organism in Eukaryota, Fungi, Ascomycota, Leotiomycetes, Helotiales, Lachnaceae. The coding region runs from base 1 to 1491 and encodes 496 amino acids. The transcript has a single exon. The record is from RefSeq and is a predicted model, not a curated record. Gene Ontology annotation, biological process: polysaccharide biosynthetic process. Gene Ontology annotation, cellular component: membrane. Gene Ontology annotation, molecular function: acyltransferase activity, transferring groups other than amino-acyl groups.
AUGGCUAGCAGCCGCCCACUACUAGUCAACGACGACGACGAUGAAAACAGUAUCCUCGACCUAGAAGAUGGAGGCGAGAAAUCAAUCAAACCAACCCACUCACCAUUCCGAAACUUUCUUUCCUCUUCAAAAGGCUUUCUCUUUUCACUAUUUUUCGCGCUCCUGCCAUCAUUCAUCCAACCCCUUCUACGCCGCCACACAAUCUCAAAACCAGAACCAAGCGUAGCAAAGCCGGAGCGUAAUAAUGCCCUCGAAUACCUAACGGGCGUGAGGGGGGUAGCGUCUGUUAUUGUGUUUAUAUACCAUUGGACUCAUGGGCUGUUCCAUGAUAGUAUGGAUCAUGCGUACGGCGACACCAACACGAACAGUGAUGGAUCGCCGUCCUCAAACUCAGAGUUACAUAACCAUAUCCUGCAACUCCCACCAUUGCGGCUCUUAUACGCCGCCGAGGCAAUGGUAGCGCUGUUCUUCAUCGUCUCCGGCUAUGUGCUCUCGUACCGGCCUAUCCAGGACAUGAACGUUAAGCCAGCAACCAAUAAAAGUACUACCACCCUCUCAUCCCUCGCCUUCCGCCGUUUCCCCCGGCUCUUCCUCCCCGCACUCGCCUUAGUCCUGCUCGCUUUCCUCGCGCAACUAACCGGCGCUCUCAAAACCCCCACCACAACCCUUCUCACCUUCCUCCACAGCUUCCUCAUAACCGGUAUCUGGACUUGGACUACCUUCCCCGAUAACACAUGGUCACUAUCCCCGCACCUCUGGACCGUCCCCACGGAAUUCCGCUGCAGUAUGGUGCUGUUCGCCCUGCUACUUACAGUGAGCCAACGCACGUUGCUUGUACGAUUCGGGAUAGAAGUUGGGGUAGUGGGCUGGUGUAUGGGGGCUGGAAGGUGGGACGUAGCGCUUUUCGUGGCGGGUGCUGUGAUGGCUGAACUGAGGGUACGACGGGAGGUGCGUUUGCAAGCCCGGGAAAUGGAAAGGACGGGGGAGGAGGAGAAUAGAAAUUGGCAGUGUACCAUGUGGAAAUCCAUACGCACCACAGCCCUCCUCUCCACCCUCAUCACUGGCCUCCUCCUCGCCUGCUACCCACCUAUCCCUCCUUCCCUAGACACCCCAAUCUUCGGCCCGCUCUCACAUCUCACCAGCUCCCGCUCAGAAUCCCGGCGCACCAUCUACGCCAUUUCCGCGCUCCUGAUCCUCUCCUCACUGGACAACCUCCCAGGACUCCAGAAAAUCUUCAAUACGCGCAUAGUGCAGUAUAUGGGACGGAUUUCGUAUGCGCUGUACUUGGUGCACGGAUUGCUGAUUAGGGUUGUGGGACAGAGGGUUUUGGAUGGGGUGUGGAAGGCUGCAGCAGGAGGGGGAUGGGGUGCUGGAGAUGGAGUGAAAUUUGGGAUUGCGAGUGCGGUGGUUGUGCCGGUUGUGGUGUGGGGGGCUGAUUUGUUUGAGAGGGGGGUUGAGAGGAGGUGCGUGGUGUGGGCUAGGCGUUUAUAA